Messenger RNA from Haliotis rufescens (red abalone), 439 nucleotides. Its product is annotated as glutamate receptor ionotropic, kainate 3-like. The record is from RefSeq and is a predicted model, not a curated record. The coding region runs from base 10 to 426 and encodes 138 amino acids. Lineage: Eukaryota; Metazoa; Mollusca; Gastropoda; Lepetellida; Haliotidae. The transcript is spliced from 2 exons.
ACGUGCCUCAUGACCGCUGUGUUCUCUGGUAACCUCGUCGCCUUCCUCACCGCCAACGCCCAGUCGCCUCCAUUUGAGACUGCACUUGAGAUGGUAACCCAGACUAAUUUCAAAUGGGGUUGUGUCAGUGGAUGCAGCUUUCUGACACUGUUCAAGAUGUCCAACCUGACCGUUCACAAGCUCCUUCUUGAAGGUAUACAGAGAUUCAGCAAAUCCGAUCCAGAUAUUCUAAGUCCGCAUCAAGAUGUGCACCUGAAGAGACUAUUAACAGAGGACUAUGCCUUUAUAGGAGGGCGUCCGCUCUCCAACUACUGGAGGAGUCGUAACUGCCAACUGCGCAUGCUCAAAGAUAAUCUUUACCCUGUCACAUACAGCAUUGCGUUUCCAAAUGGUUCUCCAUACAAAGAGAUUGUUUCAGACAUGUAAGUACAAUUAUUAA